CUCUCUCUCUCACUCUCUUGGAAAAGUUGUGCGAACGUGGUGCUAUUUCGGGCCGCUGUCACGCUGUCCGGUUUAUUCCUCUCAGGGCUUCCUCUCCACGGCUUCUCAGCACUUUCACCACGAAGAGCUUCUUACCUCAAACCCACUCCGCUCCCGCUGAGACCCGCCGCCUCGGCCGCGUCAGCUGGGACUGACUGAGCUGGAGAAACAGUGAGGAAACAUCUCGGGAAGGUUGGGAGCAGCGGCGAGUGAGCGAAUCCAGUCGGGCUCAGCGGCAGGAAUAGCAUAAAUAUGGGGGACGGCCAAGUGAGGACGGAUGUGUCUGAACCGAUGGAGGAGCCUCAGUCCAGCGGAGCGGACAAAAUCGACAUGUCUCUAGACGAUAUAAUCAAGUUGAAUAAAAAAGAACAGAAAGCAAACAGAGCUGCGUUCAGGGUGAGAAACAAACGUGCUGCAAACAAGAAUAACGUCCUGAAGAAGCUGAGCCAGGUGCCACAGACACGGAGAGGCCUCAGACGAGGGACGCUGCAGUACCAGGGUCCCAGCAGGUCACGAGGACUGAAUAGAGCCAGAGGUUUGGGCAGGAGAGGGUCACUGAGAGGCAGCGGCCUGAGCCCUCUAAAUAGAGCUUCUGCCAGUACAGUGAGACCAGAGCAGCUGGGUGAAAACACAGUCCCACAGAGAGGUGCGUUUCGAGGGAGAGGACGAGGACGAGGCAGAGGAAGAGGAGGUUUAAACAGGGGCGCUUUUUCAGCAAGAGGUCAAAGAGCUCCCCAAAGAGGUGGCAGGCCAUUUACAUUAGACAGGGGGUUUGCAGCUACAAGGGGAGCUGGCAAAUUGGAAAGUUAUCAGAAAAUAAGGAGUCGAACUACAGCAUCCUCUUCUGGAACAACACUGACAGUGUCACUGCCCAAUGCAAAACCAGCAGCUGCACCUCCGCCUAAACGUGGUGGCGCAAUGCUAAGGGGCAGGUCAUCUGACGCUGCAGGCAGCCCCACACCCAAAGGCAUCCAGCUCCAUUUUAAUUACAAAGCCACGACCAACCAGACUGGAUUAUCGCUACAUGAUCGCUUUACAAGCCUACGGAUCAGAGGGCGUGGUCGGAGAGCAGAGAGGGGAAGUGGGAGGGGGCGAGGAAGAGGACAAAUUAGAGGACAAAGAAUAGAAGGAGAAAGAGGAAGAGGAGGAGGUGGAGGAAGGGGCAUGCUAAGAGGUGGGAUGGCCGUAGCACAAGGAGGAAGAGGCAGAGGCAGAGGCAGAGGCAGAGGUGGAAGAGCAGCGGCACGGGGUGCUGGCCGAAUGGUCAUUCUUCAGUAAUUUUCACAAUAUGGGCUGCAGUAGAUAAGAACUCGCACCAACACAUUUACUUUUCAUAAAACACAAAAGGUGUAGGUUGUAGAAAAGCUCCUCAAGUUAAGCAUAGAUGUAUUUACCAUCACCUUCUGGUGGUUUAAUCAUUCUAUUUCUGUACCAUUGACAUCAUUUGAAUUUGAAAUUGUGAUGGGUAUGGAAAAGCGUUUUUAAAGUCACCAACAAGAUGCUGUAAUGAAUGUUUGUCAGUACUUUAAUGUAAUUUUUCAAUGAAUAAAUGUUGAGAAUUUGACAUAUUUUAAAAUUAUUUAUACCUGCAAAUGAAUGUUUUUGGAAUUGAAUACACCUCAAAAUACAAUGAAGUGCCUCAUCAUAUAUUGUAAAUACAUUGUUAUUUGUUUACAUGGUUUGCAUUUGCAUGAUUCCAGUAAGACAAAAGUAUUUUCAGAGUAUUUCAGAAUGUACAUAAACUGAGCUGUAUGACUUAAAGUGAUGUCAACAAACCCAAUUAAAGUCAACUAUUUUGAAAAAUU
This is a messenger RNA of Pygocentrus nattereri (red-bellied piranha), 1844 nucleotides long. Its product is annotated as UAP56-interacting factor. Bases 292 to 1317 code for a protein of 341 amino acids. Gene Ontology annotation, biological process: mRNA export from nucleus. Gene Ontology annotation, molecular function: mRNA binding. The transcript is spliced from 9 exons. Lineage: Eukaryota; Metazoa; Chordata; Actinopteri; Characiformes; Serrasalmidae. The record is from RefSeq and is a predicted model, not a curated record.